AUGGCACCUUCACAAGAAGAAGUCCUCGAUCUCUUCAGCCAGUUAGCCAAGCAAGAAACACAGAAGAACUUCUUCGCCCAAGUGCGAGACGACGUAAACUGGUGGAUUGUCGGGUCAACGCCCAUGUCAAGGACCUACACGUCCAAGCAGGACUUCCAAAAUGCGACGCUUGAGAUUCUGAAUAAAAAGGUGUUGGGCCAGCCAUUAUGCAUGAGGGUGGUCAAUGUGGUAGCUGGAAAAGAUCAAGCAGUGGGGGAACUGGAAGCAAUUGAUGCAACAUGUCGGAACGGUUUGGAGUAUCCAAUGCGUUACUGCUGGGUGGUGCAUUUUGACGAUGAUGGAAAAAUCGACCGUGUCAGGGCUUACUUGGACACCGAGCUGUUGUCAAAAGCCAUUGCACAAAAUUCAUAG
Molecule: messenger RNA, 411 nt
Organism: Lithohypha guttulata
Lineage: Eukaryota; Fungi; Ascomycota; Eurotiomycetes; Chaetothyriales; Trichomeriaceae
Exons: 1
Coding region: 1-411 (136 amino acids)
Source: RefSeq, a predicted model, not a curated record